Lodderomyces parapsilosis is the source of this 963-nucleotide messenger RNA. RefSeq names its product ribose phosphate diphosphokinase subunit (gene PRS1). Lineage: Eukaryota; Fungi; Ascomycota; Pichiomycetes; Serinales; Debaryomycetaceae. The record is from RefSeq and is a predicted model, not a curated record. The coding region runs from base 1 to 963 and encodes 320 amino acids. The transcript has a single exon. Gene Ontology annotation, molecular function: ribose phosphate diphosphokinase activity; magnesium ion binding. Gene Ontology annotation, biological process: 5-phosphoribose 1-diphosphate biosynthetic process; regulation of cell size; purine nucleotide biosynthetic process. Gene Ontology annotation, cellular component: cytoplasm; ribose phosphate diphosphokinase complex.
AUGUCAACAAAUUCAAUCAAGUUGUUAGCAAGCGAUGUCCAUCGUGGCCUUGCUGAACUAGUGUCCAAGAGAUUGGGUCUUCAAAUCACUCCCAGCGAAUUGAAACGAGAAUCCACAGGGGAAGUUCAGUUUUCAAUUGGGGAAUCGGUUAGAGACGAAGAUAUAUUUAUUAUAUGUCAGAUUGGAUCUGGCGUGGUGAAUGACCGUGUCAUUGAAUUGAUGAUCAUGAUCAAUGCUUGCAAGACAGCCAGUGCAAGAAGAAUCACCGUUAUACUUCCCAAUUUCCCCUACGCCAGACAAGACAGAAAGGACAAGUCACGAGCACCCAUUACAGCUAAGUUGAUGGCAGACAUGCUCACGACAGCAGGAUGUGACCACGUCAUCACCAUGGAUUUACACGCGUCACAGAUACAAGGUUUCUUUGAUGUUCCGGUAGACAACUUGUACGCCGAACCUAGUGUGGUGAGGUACAUUAAGGAGACAAUUGAUUACAAGGAUGCCAUCAUAAUAUCCCCAGAUGCCGGUGGAGCAAAAAGAGCCGCAGGUUUAGCUGAUCGACUUGAUUUGAACUUUGCCUUGAUCCAUAAAGAGAGAGCAAGAGCUAACGAAGUGUCACGAAUGGUGUUGGUAGGAGACGUGACUAAUAAAAUUUGUGUUAUUGUUGAUGAUAUGGCUGAUACGUGUGGUACCUUGGCUAAAGCAGCGGAAGUCUUACUCGACAAUAAUGCCAAAGAAGUCAUUGCUAUUGUGACGCAUGGAAUUUUGUCGGGAAAUGCCAUCAAGAAUAUAAACAACUCCAAAUUGAAAAAGGUUGUGUGUACCAACACAGUACCAUUUGAGGAAAAAUUAAAGUUAUCAAACAAGUUGGACACUAUUGAUGUUUCGGCUGUUAUUGCAGAAGCAAUCAGACGAUUACAUAAUGGUGAAAGUAUUUCGUAUUUAUUCAAGAAUGCUCCAUUGUGA